This is a messenger RNA of Sorex fumeus (smoky shrew), 1956 nucleotides long. It is a transcript of the gene ZYX, whose product is annotated as zyxin. Gene Ontology annotation, biological process: integrin-mediated signaling pathway; transforming growth factor beta receptor signaling pathway. The record is from RefSeq and is a predicted model, not a curated record. Lineage: Eukaryota; Metazoa; Chordata; Mammalia; Eulipotyphla; Soricidae. Bases 27 to 1739 code for a protein of 570 amino acids. The transcript has 9 exons.
CCGCCGCCCCGCAGCUCCCCCCGGCCAUGGCGGCCCCCCGCCCGCCCCCCGCCAUCUCCGUGUCGGUCUCGGCGCCGGCCUUCUACGCCCCGCAGAAGAAGUUCGGCCCGGUGGUGGCCCCCAAGCCCAAAGUCAACCCGUUCCGGCCCGGGGACGGCGAGGCGCCGGGGGCCGGGGCCCAGCGCGCACAGCUGGGCCGGGUGGGCGACAUCCCCCCGCCGCCCCCCGAAGAUUUCCCCUUGCCCCCUCCGCCGCUCGUGGGGGACUACUCGGAGGGCGCCCUGGGAGGGGCUUUUCCGCCGCCCCCGCCCCCCAUCGAGGAGCCAUUCCCCCCUGCGCCACCAGAUGAGGACAUAGAGGACAUCUUCCCCACCCCGCCGCCACCCCCCCCUGAAGAUGAGGCCGGGCCCGAGGCCCCUCUGCCGCCCCCACCUCAGUCCAGGGAGAAGGUGAGCAGUAUUGAUUUGGAGAUCGACUCCCUGUCCUCGCUCUUGGAUGAUAUGACCAGGAAUGACCCCUUCAAGGCCCGGGUGUCGUCGGGAUAUGUCCCCCCGCCAGUGGCCACGCCGCUCGUUUCCAAGCCCAAACCCGCAACUGGGGGGACAGCCCCCCUGCCUCCUUGGAAGACCCCGCCGAGCUCUCAGCCUCCGCCUCCGAGCCCGCCUCAGUUUCCCCGGCAGCCCCCUGCCCAGCCCCAGGCCAAGCCUCCAGUCCAGCUCCCUGUCCAGCCCCAACCUCCGGCCCAGCCGGUGGCUAAUACUCCACCCCGGGCCCCCUCCGGCCCUUCUCCAGCCCCUAAGUUCUCCCCAGUGACUCCCAAGUUCACUCCCGUGGCCUCCAAGUUCAGCCCUGGAGCCCCAGGCGGACCCGGGCCCCAGCCCAGCCCGAAGUUGGGGUCUCCUGAAGCCCCCGCUGGCACCGGCUCCCCUCAGCCCCCCAGUUUCAUGUACGCUCAGCAGCGGGAGAAGCCCCGCGUGCAGGAGAAGCAGCAGCCCGUGCCGUCCCCGGCACCACCAGCACCCACCCCAAACUCCAACCAGGCGCGCGCCCCAGGGGCCCCGGGCCCCCUGACGCUAAAGGAGGUGGAGGAGCUGGAGCAGCUGACGCAACAGCUGAUGCAGGACAUGGAGCAGCCGCAGAGGCCCAGCGUGGCCUCCCACGAGCUGUGCGGCCACUGCCAGCAGCCCUUGGCCCGCGCGCAGCCCGCCGUGCGCGCGUUGUCGCAGCUCUUCCACAUCGCCUGCUUCACGUGCCACCAGUGCGGGCUGCAGCUGCAGGGACAGCAGUUCUACAGCCUGGAGGGCGCGCCCUACUGCGAGAGCUGCUACACGGACACCCUGGAGAAGUGUAACACGUGCGGGCAGCCCAUCACGGAGCGCAUGCUGCGCGCCACGGGCAAGGCCUACCACCCGCAUUGCUUCACCUGCGUGGUCUGCGCGUGCCCGCUGGAGGGCACCUCCUUCAUCGUGGACCAGGCCAACCGGCCGCACUGCGUCCCCGACUACCACAAGCAGUACGCGCCGCGGUGCUCCGUGUGUGCUGAGCCCAUCAUGCCCGAGCCGGGCCGCGAAGAGACGGUGCGCGUGGUGGCACUGGACAAGAACUUCCACAUGAAAUGCUACAAGUGUGAGGACUGUGCGAAGCCGCUGUCCAUCGAGGCCGACGACAACGGCUGCUUUCCCCUGGACGGCCACGUGCUGUGCCGCAAGUGCCACGGUGUCCGCGCCUCGCAGGGCUGAGUGGGGACGUGCCGCCCUCCGCCCCACCCCCGCCCCCUCCUGGGGUGGGGGGCUGCUGCUUCCACUGCUGCACGCCCCCCGCCCCCUUCAGCCCGCGUGCGCUGUGCUUGCAGGGGUCCCCGGAGAGCCCCCCUGUGCUGUGUGGCUCUGGGGACGACGGGCGCGUCCCGGACACGACAGCCUCACCUCCCCGCCCACUGCCGCCAGGUGUGGCUGU